AUGUUGGACUAUGCAGCCUCUCAGCUCAAACACAAUCCGACGCUAACGAUCACCUUUAUCUGCAGCAAGAUGCAGAUUGCCUUGCUGCAGAAGCUCGCCAUCUCGGAGCAUCUGGUCAACGAACGUUUCGGCUCUAGACUUCGCCUGCUGGGGACCGGGCGCUCAACACAAGAGGUACUUCAAGAGUUCAACCAACGCGAGGAUGCCAAGCAGACUGCCGCGCCUUCUUCCAAUGCCACAGCGGAUGGUCCCGAGCCUGAGGUGAUCCUCACCAUGCAGGCUGCCACGCUGAUCCAGAAGCAGUUCGCCGAGAUCUUCCCCACGAUCGUCGCCAACAGGGACCUGUACGAUGAGCAUGACGGCAGUUUGCUUCUGCCUGCCUGCCUAGCAGGUCCACCCACCUCGGUCGUCGUCAACUGGAUGCUGCCGGGCAUGGUCGAUAUCGUUCGCAAGCACGCCUCCGACCUAAAGAUGGUCACAUUCUUUGACAACGCAUGCACUUUCGUCUUGCGGAUGCUGGGUCCCCGAUCGAUCGGCGGCUUCGGCGCCAUCGAGAGACUCUGGACUCAGUACUGCAAUAGCAACCCCGAAGUGGAUCGCAACGAUGCAGCUCUGAGAGAGAAGCUGUUGGGAAGACGGUGGGUCGGCAGGUUCUAUAUCCCAGGCAGCCGCAUGGGUGCCAUCGAGGAGCAAGAGAUGGCCGCGCUCGCCAAGGACUGGCUACUCACCGUGCCGCUGAGUCCUUCCCUGAUCGAGAUUCAGAAGCUGGUAGACGCCAGCCACACCAUUCUCAUCAAUACGCACAUGGCUGUAGAACAGCGCGAGCUCGAUUACCUGCGCAUGGUGUAUCCCUUCAAAAAGAUUGGUAUCCUCGGGCCCGUCAUGUUCUCCGGUUUUGUGGAGAAGGGAGAGAAGCUUUCGGCGAAACUUCUCGAGGAGAAGAUCCAUGCCAAACCAGGUAUGUCGCGGCCCCUCACUCCACCAGAGACUCCGCCUGGUUCUCCUGGUACUACCGAACGACAAAGCAGCCAGGUCGAUAGAACCAAGGCGGUCAGAGAAGUCGAAGACUAUCUCUCUUGUUCAGUCGCCGGCUCGGUUGUAUACAUCUCAUUUGGAACAAUGUUCCGUCCCCAGCCGACACACCUCGUCAAGAUGCUCGAGAUUAUCCAGUACGAGAUGAGUCUCAACUCGCAGCUUCGUGUUCUCUUCACCUUUGGAGGAAGCAAGGAUCUGGCCUCAUCUUGCCCACCAUCCUUUGCGCCUCAGAUCGCGACCCUCGAGUCGCAGCUGCUCAAGACAGGAAGGAUCAUGCUGGUCAACUGGGUCGAUCAGCACUACGUCCUUCAACAUCCUGCUGUUGGCUGGUUCCUCAGCCACGGUGGCUGGAACAGCUGCCAGGAGUCGAUGCUUGCCGGCAAACCUUUGCUGAUCCUGCCAUUCUUCGGCGACCAGCUCUUCAAUGCCUACUUCUUGGAAGCCAGCGAGGUCGCAUUCCGCUUCAAGACCGCUGCCAAGAUGAGCGUCACCGACUUUGUGGCGAGCUUCCGGGAAGGCAUCGCGUGCACUCGUCCAGAGAGCGAGCGUGGUUCGCAGAUGAUCAAGAAUGCCAAAGAGCUUCAACUUCGCUUGAAAGGCGAACGUGCUCAAGCUGAAGUGCGUUUGCUUUGA
Molecule: messenger RNA, 1668 nt
Organism: Pseudozyma hubeiensis SY62
Lineage: Eukaryota; Fungi; Basidiomycota; Ustilaginomycetes; Ustilaginales; Ustilaginaceae
Product: glycosyltransferase
Exons: 1
Coding region: 1-1668 (555 amino acids)
Molecular function (GO): UDP-glycosyltransferase activity
Source: RefSeq, a predicted model, not a curated record